AGAAGGAGGAGCAGAAGAGAGUUGCGCAAGCGCGUUCACCCUCCGGCCAGUGCCUGGGCCUUUGGGCCCGAGGCGGUGGUGGUGGUGGUGUCGCGCAGUCUUCUGAUUGCUUCUGUGGUGGUGGUGGUGGCGACAGCGGCGGCGGCAGCAGCGGUGGCAGCGGCAGCAGUGGCGGCGGCGGCGGCGGCGGCGGAGGUGGUGGGUACAGCUUCCUAAUGGUCCCGCUGUAGGCUGACGCCACAUUCUAGCAAGGCUGCGCAGAGGCAGAAAUGUCGCCGCCGCCGCCGCCUACCUGGCUCCAGCUUAGCUUCAGCUUCUUGCUAGGUUCCUUCUGCAUCGCCCUGGAGUCCACAACGCACAACUCCGCUACAGAUGCUUUGAAUAUCCUUCUAAUCAUCGUGGAUGAUCUCCGCCCCUCUCUGGGCUGUUAUGGAGAUAAACUAGUGAGGUCCCCAAACAUUGACCAGCUGGCAUCCCAUAGCAUUCUGUUUCAGAAUGCCUUUGCUCAGCAAGCAGUGUGUGCACCAAGUCGAGUGUCCUUCCUCACUGGGAGGAGGCCUGAUACCACCCGCCUGUAUGACUUCAAUUCCUACUGGAGGAUACACUCUGGAAAUUUUUCCACCAUCCCCCAAUACUUCAAAGAGAAUGGCUACGUGACCAUGUCGGUUGGGAAAGUCUUUCACCCUGGUAUAUCUUCUAAUCACAGUGAUGAUUAUCCAUAUAGCUGGUCUUUUCCACCUUAUCAUCCAUCCUCAGAGAAGUAUGAAAACACUAAGACAUGUAAGGGACAAGAUGGAAAACUCCACGCCAACCUGCUUUGUCCUGUGGAUGUGGCAGAUGUGCCUGAGGGUACCUUGCCUGACAAACAGAGCACAGAAGAAGCCAUUCGAUUGUUGGAAAAGAUGAAAACAUCAGUCAGUCCUUUCUUCCUGGCGGUUGGGUAUCACAAGCCACACAUCCCCUUCAGAUACCCCAAGGAAUUUCAGAAGUUGUAUCCCUUGGAAAACAUAACCCUGGCUCCUGAUCCCCAUGUUCCUGACAGCCUACCACCUGUAGCCUACAGCCCCUGGAUGGACAUCAGGGAGCGGGAAGAUGUCCAAGCCUUAAACAUCAGUGUUCCCUAUGGACCAAUUCCUGAGGAUUUUCAGCGGAAAAUCCGCCAGAGCUACUUUGCUUCUGUGUCAUAUCUGGAUACUCAGGUUGGGCAUCUUUUGAGUACUUUGGAUGAUCUUCGUCUAGCCCACAACACAAUUAUUGCUUUCACAUCUGAUCACGGAUGGGCCCUAGGUGAACACGGUGAAUGGGCCAAAUACAGCAACUUUGAUGUCACUACCCGUGUACCCCUGAUGUUCUAUGUUCCUGGAAGGACAGCCCCACUUCCUGCAGCAGGCGAGAAGCUUUUUCCUUACCAGGACCCUUUUGGUACUGCCUCAGAAUUGAUGGAUGCAGGCAGGCACACCGAGGACCUCGUAGAACUUGUAUCUCUCUUCCCCACGCUUGCUGGACUUGCAGGGCUGCCAGUUCCUCCUCGGUGCCCAGUCCCUUCUUUUCAUGUUGAGCUGUGCAGAGAAGGCCAGAAUCUACAGAAGCAUUUGCAGCUCCAUGACUUGGAAGAGGAUCCAUACUUGUUUGGUAAUCCCCGGGAGUUGAUUGCCUAUAGUCAGUACCCCCGACCUGCAGAUUUCCCUCAGUGGAAUUCUGACAAGCCAAGCUUAAAAGAUAUUAAGGUCAUGGGAUACUCCAUACGUACCAUAGACUAUAGGUAUACUGUGUGGGUUGGCUUCAAUCCUAGUGAAUUUCUGGCUAACUUUUCUGAUAUCCAUGCUGGGGAACUCUAUUUUGUUGAUUCUGACCCACUGCAGGAUCACAAUGUAUAUAAUGACUCCCAACAUGGAGGUCUUCCCGGCUCACUGAGACCUUGAGUUCUGCCAGCCUCAGAGGGUACAUAUGUGUCCCCUUCCCCUUCUGGAUGGUGAAAGGAGGCAUGAGACAUGGUUAUCUUUUCCUACCCAUUGUAUUAGACAUAACCUGAAUGGGAAACAAUCAAAACAUACAUCAGCAAACUGGCCUAGGAUUAAGUGGUAGACGGGCCUUUUCGUGUAGUCCUUAAAUUAGAAUUCACCAUUGGAUUUGGGCUAAGCUGAAACUUUUGUUUUAAAAGCUCCCAUAGCUUCGUUACUACACAAGUACAAAGUGAACUAAGGUGUAAUCAUAUCUUUAUAUCUAAAGACCAUGCUAGCCAGACAUAAUAUUGUACUCAAGAAAUCAUUUGUCUGUUGAAUUUAGUGCAUUUUAGAUAGUAACCAUGUCUUAAGUAGCCCAGUGUGUCAAGCAUGUUAACAUGGGAUUCAUUUCUUUCUCAAGUGUGAAAUUCAAGUUGCUUCUAGAAUUAUUACUUAGUUUCUAAGACUACAGACUUUAGAAUCCAAGGUAAAAUACCCGUGUGAUGGUCAUUACAUAAUACAUAAUGCUUAGUAAAGUAUAGUGAAAGUUAGGAAAUUCACUUAACUAUUUCAGUACUCUCUGGCCCAAAUAACAAUUUGUUAGUAAAUACUACAGCUCUUGAACUCAGUGUCUAUAUGUUAAAACCUCUGUUAUUCACAAUGAAAGUAUUUAAAAUAGAACUAGUCCCAUGAUUUGAAUUAUUCAAAAUUGUAUUCAUAUUCCUAUUUAGAGAAUUACAGAUAUCCAUGUGUCCUGGAGGCAGGAAGUGGUCUACUUUUUGCUAAAGAAAACAUGUUUAUGAAAUGUAAAUUAUCUUGAGGCUUGUGAAAACUUUUCACUAAUAGGGUAUAAGUAAUUUUAAGAAUGUAGUUCUGUAUUUCCUGAGUACGAAAGUAACUAGAAUGGCAUAUAGUAAUGAUAAGGUUGUUUUAUUACAGUCACUCUAACAUGGUGAAAACUGCACAAUUACCAUAAGUCAACAGCUUUUUAAAUAAACAGUCUAUGUAUUUGGUUUGUAUUUAAAUGAGUAAUUUCAGUAAUUUUCUUAAAAAUGCCUCAGUGUCUCAAGGUAAAUGUUUUUAAAACAAAAAAUAUAGCAAAUAGCUAUUAGAUUAAAUUACUAUAAUGUAUUGAAUUGUAACCAAAAAGUCAAGAUACUACUUUGAAGUCGGUAAAAUUUCAAAGACAGAUUGUUGUUUUUACCAGUUGGCCUUAUAGUAGAGUGGUGGAUAGUCCAUUUUUUUUCUGGAGCAAUUAACUGUCUUGGCAAUAGCAGUUUGUAUUGCUAGUUUGGGAUUGAUGGUCCCAUUCAUCUUUUCUGAUCCCCAGAUUUAUCUGUUGUCCAGAAACUGGCUUUUGCAGAUGCUUUGCUCCCAUCUUUCCUUGUUGCUCUCAUAAUGUCCACUCAGCAUCAUUUUUAUAAUUUAAAAGAUUUCUGGUACGUUAUAAUUCACACUUAGAACCUUCCCAUCAUAGCAGACUGGACAGAGAUGCCCUGGAUUCAAGCUUGAUGUGUUCACCCUGAUUGGCAGGUUCCUACUGUCCUGCAUUUGCCCACAAUGCAAACUAUAUUUGGUUUAGGCAUAGAGUAGGGAGUUUGCUAUGGCCAUCAGCUUCUUCCUUCCACUCUCAUCACCAUUGCCUCUGUCCUUUUCUUUCCUUCCCAAGAAAUUUACCUCCCCUCCUUUUUCCUCCCCUGUUCCUUGAAGAAUCCAUGUGUCUUCCUAAAAUCCCUCUUGACCCCUGCCCUUUAAGAACACCAUCAGUGCCUACUAAGGGUCUAGAAAGACCUCCGCUGAGCAGUCAGAGUCUUCCCUGGCUCCACAAUACCCCUUCCCUUGGCUGACUCUCCUUGCCAGUCCUUACCUUCCUGGUCCUUCAAGCCUUUGUCCCCUCUUCUUUGCUCCAACCCCUUCAUGGCCAUUCUUCAUAGCCUGGCUUCCCUACCCACCUGCUUAGAGGCUGAGGCUGUCAGAACUCUCUAGACUGUAUUAUGGGGAGAAAUGAACACAUCUUGAAAAUCUGGUGUUUGCUUUACAUUUUAAAAGGCAUUUUUUCCUCAUUAGGAGUUUGAUAUGUUUAAUUAUACAAAAAUUGGAAAGCAGAAAUGCAUUUAAAAGGCAAGAAAAUGUCAGAAUGCUUUAUUCUAAGAUUGCCAUAUCUUAUCCUUUUGGGGGUAUGAAUGUUUUACAUUUCUUGAUCCUCUAUUCUGUUUAUAAUACGUCUGUACUUAUCUUCUUCUCUAAACAUUUUGUAUGGUUACUAGUGAUUUUUGCAUAUAUUUUAUAUUGCCUGUAAUAUAUGUUAUUACAUAGAUUUAUUAUAAUUUUCUCAACCUUCUUUCAAUUGUUAGAAAUUUAUGUUAUUUCCAAAUUUUCAGUAUUACAAAUGAUGCUGUGAUCAAUUUUGUGAGUGUAGUGUUUUUCUGUAUUUCAAACUAUUCCCAUAGGCUAGUUUCUCAGUGCCAAGUCAUCAAAAACAGCUUCAUUUUUUUUCACUCUUGCUAUGAUAGCAUAUUAAUCUUAGAAAAGAAAUUCAAAAGACCUAUAUUAAAAACUAUAAUACCAAAAAGGAAAGUCUGUAGUCCUAUAAUAAUAGAUGAAAGUUGUAUUCUGCUUUGACGUCUGAUUCUUUGCUGAUUAAUGACAUGAACCAUUAUUCUCUCUAAUAAUAGUUGAGUAGUUGCAUUUCCAGUUGUGUGACUUUGUGUGGUUAUGUUAUGGAUCUUACCUUUUGAUGUAAUAAAGUAAAUUGCUCUUUUCCUGUG
Molecule: messenger RNA, 4711 nt
Organism: Arvicanthis niloticus (Nile rat)
Lineage: Eukaryota; Metazoa; Chordata; Mammalia; Rodentia; Muridae
Gene: Ids
Product: iduronate 2-sulfatase
Cellular component (GO): cytoplasm
Molecular function (GO): iduronate-2-sulfatase activity
Source: RefSeq, a predicted model, not a curated record